Molecule: messenger RNA, 1212 nt
Organism: Strongylus vulgaris
Lineage: Eukaryota; Metazoa; Nematoda; Chromadorea; Rhabditida; Strongylidae
Source: the annotation of a GenBank genome assembly
UUCACCGAAAAUGUUCUCGAUCCUGCUCAUGCAGUGAGAUGCAGCUAUCAAGUAUUUCCUCAAGAAGAAACAUGUGUGUCCAACGGGAUAGACAUUGGGGCACGACUGCUCCAUCAAUGGAGCUGCAGUCAAGUCAAUGGGAACUUCAUCGUUCACACCUGUUUUGUUAUAGACCCUGUCACUCAUCGCAGCGAAAUUAUCGUGGACAGCAAUGGCUGCACUGUCGAUAAGUCGAUCAUUACCAACAUAUCUUAUGCAAAGAACGGUACCGUAACAGCAUUAGGAAAGGCUAUCCGGUUCCCUGAUACUCCUGUUGUCAGCUAUUCAUGUCGGCUACGUCUGCUCAGUAAGGAAAUCGAUCCAUCUGUGAGUAUAAUCACCGAUUCUCAGACAUUUUUAUGCCGUUCAAAACGAGGGGUAGUUCAGCUUGGAAAAGACGCUGUUUUGGCAACAGUGGAACCAUACACAAGAGAGUACGAUACCGCCGUGUACGACGACGAUGUGGGGGCGAUGUUUUCUGGUUUAGGACCAGCCACGAAGAAAAUGAUGAAAGAGAAGACCUCAAUAGAGGAGAGGUCAAGAUCUAUUCUCUCAUCAUCCGUUCCAUCUUUAGCGACAGUACGAAGGAUAUCGUCCAUCGCACCUUUCUUCCCAUAUGGUGGAGUGGACGUCACAUUGAACUCAAAAAGCGUCGCUGUUGUAAGGACAAAGCAGGCUAGAGAUAGAUUCAAACAUGCUUUGCAACUUCGUUCUAAUUCGGCCCAGACCGCUUCUGUGGCAAUUCCUGACAACUCAUUUAUGGAACUUACUGUUCUGAGAGAAGAGACAAAACAGAAGAAACCUUUAUUGGUGCCGACCUCAAAUACCAGAAACUUGCAUUCACUUAAUGCCGCCUCAAAAAACGCCAAGAGCUUUGUGAGGCGGUCAUCGGAAGAUCUCAGUCAGCUAUCUACACUUUCUCAACGGGAAUUAUUAGCCAAAGAAAUUAUCGCGGACGAGACUACUGCUGACAUGGCGACAAUGCUUAAAAAAUCAGGGUCUAUAUCUACAAGUGUAGCUGCUCACAUCUCUUUCACCUCAGCGACAACAUCAACAAGAAAUUAUGAGGAAGAAGUGCAGGAUAACGAGUCUGAUGAAGUCGUGGAAACGGUUGUAACAAGCGAGUUACUCGUGGUGCUUUUUCCUCAUGAGAAGUUCGUCACUGUUCCAUAA